Molecule: messenger RNA, 927 nt
Organism: Melitaea cinxia (Glanville fritillary)
Lineage: Eukaryota; Metazoa; Arthropoda; Insecta; Lepidoptera; Nymphalidae
Exons: 1
Coding region: 1-927 (308 amino acids)
Source: RefSeq, a predicted model, not a curated record
AUGAGAGCAACGCUUCGAAAGCGUAAACACGAUGAUGAUAUGCCGGUUACUAUGAGGGUGUUCACAGAUACGAUAUUGUCCAAACUUGACACUUUGAAAAUUGACUUUGACGAUAAAAUAUCGCAAAUCAAUGACAGCAUCAACACCAUAAUGAAACAGGAUAUAUCAAAACUCAGUGAUACUGUUAUGGAGAUGAAAACAGAUAUUAACGGUAUUCGAGACGAUUACCGCAAGAUAAACAAAAACAUUUACGAUUUACAACAAAAACAAGUUACUCUGGAAAAGGAGGUAAUAUCUCUUAAGGAAUCGACACAAUUUACAUCAGAUGAGCAAGAUGCUAUAAAAAAUAGGAUACAGACAUUAUCCUGCACAACCAAAAUUGUUGAGGAAAUGCGCCAAGAAAUUAUUGAAUUGAAAAAGCAGAACACCGAGCUUAGAACAGAUAUCAACUACAAAGAACAAAUGGAGCGUAUAUUGAAUUUAGAAAUAGUUGGUCUCCCUGAGGAUAAAGGCGAAAAUCUAAUAAAUAUAAUUAUAGCCAUGGGGAACCACUUUGGAGUAGUGUUGGAGCAUAACGAUAUUAUUCAAGCAAACAGAGUAACACCGAAAAUAAAAAUUCUAGGCAGACCCAGAGUCAUAAUUGCUAAGUUAAGAACAAGAUUGCUGAAAGACAACUUGUUAUCUGCAUCACGAAAACGCCGCAUUACCACUACUGAUAUCAACCUAAAAGGCGAGGGUAGACCUAUUUAUAUAAAUGAACACCUGACUGUGCAAAAUAAACAACUUUUAAAGAAAGCUAAAGAUACUGCUAAAAAACGUGAAUUCCUCUACACUUGGACAAAAAACGGAAGAAUUUUUGUCCGCAAAGGAGAUACAUCACCGUCAAUACUAAUAUCCACAGAAGAGGAUCUAAGGAGGAUUGUGUGA